Messenger RNA from Coniosporium apollinis CBS 100218, 1077 nucleotides. RefSeq lists its product as uncharacterized. The transcript has 3 exons. The record is from RefSeq and is a predicted model, not a curated record. The coding region runs from base 1 to 1077 and encodes 358 amino acids. NCBI's taxonomy places the organism in Eukaryota, Fungi, Ascomycota, Dothideomycetes.
AUGUCUACCACCGCUCCUGCAGACAACCAGGCCGCAGAGUUCCUCUGGCUGUGCCUCAAGGAGUCUGGCUACAAGAAGAUCGAUCAUCAGGCAGUCGGAGAGGCUUUGGGCAUCACUGGGAAUGCUUCGAGCCUCCGGUUCAUGCGUUUGCGCAAAGCAGUGGGUGAUGGCAAGCCCGUCAAGAACGAGCAUUAUGGUUUCCUCAAACUGUGCAUCGCCAAUUCGGACGUCGGCAAGAUCGAUUUCGCCAAGGUCGGCGCUGCUCUUGGCAUCACCCAGAAUGCAGCCAGCCUUCGCUACAUGAGACUUCGCAAGAAGGCCGGGGAUGAUCAAGGAAACCCCAGUCCAGCUAGAUCUGCGCCGUCGACACCGGUCAAGAAGACCCCUACAAAGACCACCAAGACCCCAGUGAAAGUCAUGAGGACUCCAGUAAAGAAUGCGAAGACCACCAAGACCCCAAACUCGAAGCGCAAGCGCAUCCAGGAGUCGGACGCUGAAGACGAUGUCACCAUCAAGAACGACAGUGGAGGAGAGGACACCAAGGACACCCUCAUGGCAUCCAGUCCCCCGUCUGCGACCCGUGUCUUGCGCGACAGGAGCAGCUCCGCCAAGCCCAAGUACGACUACGCCUCAGAUUCCGGCGCCGACAGCGAUGCGUCUGAGUGGAAGGGCGACAGCGACAUGAUGGCGACUCCGUCCAAGAAGAAGCAGAAGACCAUGAUGACGGACGCGACUGUGGGCGACACGGCAGCGACUCGAGAGCCGGUGAUCCAAGAGACUGUGGUCAAGCGUGAAACGACCGAGUACGAAUCUCCAGCAACUGAGCACGAACCUCCAGCGACUGGAUAUGGACCUCCAGCGACCCAGUAUGAACUUCCCGCGACCUCUUACGGAGAUAUGGUGGGGCUGGGCGACUCGACUGCGUUCUUCCCGCCGGCUCGUCGCCAGCCCAUGUCGUUCAUCAACUACGUGGAUGGAGAGGAGGUCUUCUACGAUGCCGAGACGGGUGACUACGAUGCGACGGGCGAGUAUGAUACCUCCUACUACUCUGGUGGCUUUCAGGAGGAGUAUGUCUAG